Molecule: messenger RNA, 2884 nt
Organism: Drosophila mojavensis
Lineage: Eukaryota; Metazoa; Arthropoda; Insecta; Diptera; Drosophilidae
Product: modifier of mdg4
Exons: 5
Coding region: 170-1699 (509 amino acids)
Biological process (GO): regulation of transcription by RNA polymerase II
Cellular component (GO): nucleus
Molecular function (GO): protein binding; DNA binding
Source: RefSeq, a predicted model, not a curated record
UCGUGGUACUCGUUGCAAAAGUUGGACGCAACUGCGCGUCAUCAGCGCAGUAAAAGUAAUUAUUUUUAAUUUGUGCUUAAACUAAGUAUUUUAUAAUAAAAAUACAUUUGAUAUAGCACACACACAAAGCAGAUACAGAAAAUUCUAUUGAUUUCUACGCUCGUCCAAGAUGGCGGACGACGAGCAAUUCAGUUUGUGCUGGAACAAUUUCAACACAAAUCUGUCUGCUGGGUUCCACGAAUCGCUAUGUCGUGGGGAUCUGGUGGAUGUUUCGUUGGCUGCGGAGGGGCAAAUCGUGAAGGCGCAUCGUUUGGUGCUGUCCGUCUGCUCGCCCUUUUUCCGCAAAAUGUUUACGCAAAUGCCAUCGAAUACCCAUGCCAUUGUUUUCUUAAAUAAUGUCAGUCAUUCGGCAUUAAAGGAUCUGAUUCAGUUUAUGUAUUGCGGCGAAGUGAACGUUAAACAGGACGCCUUGCCAGCCUUCAUAAGCACAGCAGAGUCGCUGCAAAUAAAGGGGCUGACAGAUAAUGAUCCUGCGCCGCAGCCCCCACAGGAACCCACACCCCCACCAGCCGCACCUCAUGUACAACAACAACAACAAAUCCCCGCCCAGCGUGUACAACGUCAACAGCCUCGUACCUCUGCCCGGUACAAGAUUGAGACCGUUGACGAUGUUCUGGGCGAUGAUAAGGCCACUACACAAAUCGUCAUCCAGACAACAGCCGCACCACAAGCCACCAUCGUACAACAGCCCCAGCAACAGCAGCAGCAGCAGCACAUACAAACGCAGCAGCUGCAGACGGGCACCACAACAACAGCUACGCUGGUGUCGACAAACAAACGCUCGGCCCAACGGGGCAGUCUGAUUGGCUCAGGGGCUGUGAAGCGCUCAAAGACAUCCACCACAACCAGCACCGCCGCCGCCAACGUAAUUGACCCACUGGAAUCGACAACGGACACGUCUGCGAAUGCCACAACUAGCACACAGCAGCUGGGAACCCAACAGAUAACCGUGCAGACAACUGUGGUGGCCGCAGACACGAAGGUGCAUCAGGUGCGCCAGCAGCAGCAACAGGCUGCCGCUCAAGAGGAAGCUGAAUAUAUUGAUCUCCCAAUGGAAUUGCCCACAAAGUCAGAGCCGGAUUAUAGCGAAGAGCAUGCCGAGGUAGCGGGCGAUGGCGAUACGCCCUACGUAGAGGAUGAUGCCUACGGCGACAUGCGCUAUGACGACAGCUAUUUCACCGAGAACGAAGAUGCAGGCAACCAAACUGGUGGUAACACGAGCACCAGCAUCGCAGCCACCACGUCAAAGGCCGUUGUCAAGCAGCAGUCGCAGAGCUACAGUGACUCUUCGUUUGUCGACACCGGCGCGGAUCAAGGCAACACAGAGGCUCAAGGUCGCUCUCGCAGACGCAAGUACAGGGACUACGACGGCACUGCAGUCUUCGUGCCCACCGCUCGAAAUCAUCCCAAGCUGAUAAUUGGCCAAAAUCAGUUCAUAUCUCACCGGGGCGUCGGCAAGAUUGGAACGUGGCGCUGCUCGCAGCACUCGAAGGGAUGCAAGGCGCGUGUCUUCACCUUUGCCAUGGGCACAGAGAUCAAAUACCGUUUCUCGUGCGCCGCCCACAUACAUCGCAAUGUUAACACAAAGUCAUCCUACUCCAAGAAGAAGCAAGCCAAGCAAUUCGUUAGCCAGGAAUAAGAAUAAGAAUAAGAAGUACAAGAAGUUCUUAGCCAUAUUUGAGGUACAUUCGAUUUAUAAGUAUGUUCAAUGUUUUAUUUUGCUCUUGAUUGUCCUCGUAUUGUCUCUGCAUAAUUUUACCUACAUAUAUUUAAAUGUCAAAAAGUGUAAUGCAUAUAAAUUGAAAUUGCUUAAUGAUACAGUAUGAUAUGACCAAAAGUAAUAUAUGCAUAUAUACGGGGUUAUCCAUAUUCGACUGACCCAUGUUUUUUCUUUUAAAUUAAAGACAAACUCAAUUUUUUGAUGUUUACUAAAAUGAUGGUUCAAGUAGAUUUGUUGACAUCACUUUUUGAAUAAGAUAUCUCUCAAAUGGCCGCCUUUAGAAUUAACGGCGUAUUAUGCCCGCUUUGCAGCAUUUUCCAUAGUUAUGGCUAACAUUUCGGGUGGAAAAGAAGGAUCUGUGAAAACCAUUUUGAAAGACCAUUAGGGACUACGAAAAGUCAAAUCUCGUUUCCUAAGAUGAGAUUAAGAAGAUGAGAUCAAGCGAAUAUCUUGCUAAUAGCGAGGCCAGAUUCAAAAUCAAGGUUAUGAUGACAGUUUUCGUGGUGUUUAUUAUCGGGAGGGGAUUACUUUGAAGAGGAAGAAAUUGAUUUACAAGAAUAAAUGAAGAUUUUUCAUUUUACAAACAAAUUCACCUUACUUUUUGCCCAGUAAUAUCUGGCAGAUGAGUUUGUCGAAUUUGAACAGCCCUGUUGUUCGAAAAAGUUAGCGUUUUUAACAUCAAAUAAAAAGCCCAAAAAAUUAAAUUUAAGUAGAUUCAUUUUGUUUGGCAAUCAUAGUGUAUAUUCAUAUACAUAUAUGAAUAUAAUAGAAAUGGGUCAACGAAUCGAAGUUAUACACUGGCAGAUGAUAUUUUCUAAAUAUUUGCAUAUAUCGAAUCAAGUAUUAUUCAGGUUUCUUCAUUUUUUGCUACCUAUAUUGACUAUAUUCCCUCUAGUAUACAAAUAAAUGUUGGCUAUAAUAAUAAAAUAGAGAAACUGUAUUGCCUAUGCAAAAAAUUUAGUUAAAUUUGUUGUCUAAACUAAAAUUAUGUCUUUUUAAUACUUUAUACAUAUAUAAAAGAAAUAGUUUAUAGUAAUUGUCAUAUAAAUAGCUGAUGUAAUGUAAUGAUUUCUCCAAAUAAACAUAUUUGCAUUUUAAGUUAAA